Cyprinodon variegatus (sheepshead minnow) is the source of this 2298-nucleotide messenger RNA. RefSeq names its product homeobox B3 (gene hoxb3). Gene Ontology annotation, molecular function: DNA-binding transcription factor activity, RNA polymerase II-specific; RNA polymerase II cis-regulatory region sequence-specific DNA binding. The transcript has 3 exons. The record is from RefSeq and is a predicted model, not a curated record. Lineage: Eukaryota; Metazoa; Chordata; Actinopteri; Cyprinodontiformes; Cyprinodontidae. Bases 867 to 1691 code for a protein of 274 amino acids. Gene Ontology annotation, cellular component: nucleus. Gene Ontology annotation, biological process: regulation of transcription by RNA polymerase II.
UCAGAGAUCAAAGACUCCAAUUUGCAUGAAUUAAAGCUACUUAGUUAAUUAUUACCUUAAGGAUCCGAUUAAAGCGAGUGAACAAAAAAAGGUGAAAAUGAGAGGAUCAAAGCUUAUAUCGAUUCUCUGCUGCAGCCUGACUGUCCACCGUGGGAAGCCAGAUGAGCAGGAUUACAGAAUUCUGCACAGAGACUUUUUAAUGCACCGACCUGCUCUGCUCUGUUGAAAUGGGUCCAUUUAAAUUAGGGGAUGGGAACAAGGACUGCUUAUGGAGAGCUUUUCUUUCUUUUUCGGCCCUGAAUGGGAUGCAGUGCAGGCCUAUGUGCUGAAAAUGGUAGAUUAACAAAUAAAUCCAGGCAUUAUAUACAACUAAAUUAUAUUUAUUGCAUUUUAAAAAGUAUAUUUCAAAUUUUUUUUGUGUGCAUGUCAUUUAUUUUCCUAAAAAAAAAUCUAUUUUUGAUAACUUUAUUUCACAGCUAUUGCCAUAUAUGAAUCUGAGUUUGCAAGAUCAGCAGAAAGGGCUUCUUCUUCUUUUUUUUUCACGCACACACACACACCCACGCAGAGUUCAGAUUAACAGCAAACGCAGGGCGGUCAGAGCUGCAGAGAGAAAACCUUCACUCUGCUGCUUCUUCACCCCGCACAUCCACCUGCACCACUUUCACUAUAGGGUUUGCCUUAAUCUGUUGGAGUCUUUCUUUUUUUAUUUACACGCUCCUAAAGGUGUGAGGAAUCCUGCGUGUUUUUGUUCCGCGCGCCGGAAUGAGCGCUGAAGGCCUGAAGCCUUCUAGUCUCUGGAAACCUGCCAUGUGACAUUUGGCUGCCAGCUCUGCACCAGAAGGUCAAAGGGGGCUGUGGUGCACAUAAUGCAGAGUAACAUCCGCCACAGUUGCAGCCAUCCUCACGGUUUCUUCAGUGAGUCUGUGGAUGGUGGUUCUGGAUUCGGGGGCUCUCAUCAAGCCUCGGCCCACCAGCAUGGUGGAGAGGGUGGGCUUGAACUUCCUCGGAGGUCCAAAUCGCAAAACCCAAAUAAAUUUACGAUGAACAAAAAGGUUUUCCCUUGGAUGAAAGAGUCAAGACCCUCCAAUCAGAAUCGCACCAGGGGGAUUGCAGAUUGCACCGAGAAGAGCCAGAGCUCAACCCCGGCCUCCAAGCGCACGCGCACCGCGUACACGAGCGCGCAACUGGUGGAGCUGGAGAAGGAGUUCCACUUCAGCCGCUAUCUGUGCAGGCCACGGCGGGUGGAGAUGGCCAGCUUGCUCAACCUGAACGAGAGGCAGAUCAAGAUCUGGUUCCAGAACCGAAGGAUGAAGCAGAAGAAAGACCAGAGAGAGCAAGGUCUCACCACAAGCACCAGCUCCUGCUCUCCCCCAUCCUCCCCCUCCGCCGCCGGCAGCCCCACUUUGGCGAGUCUGGGUUAUGUCCAUCUUGGUGUAGAUUACCAGCCGGCCUCCCCUCCUCUCAAACAACAGCGGCAGCCGCAGCAGGCUUACCCGACAGGGUUCUCCAAAUACACAGCCCCGAGCUUCACGCAAGACCCGCAGUUUGAUACAGCGCAAUGCAACACGCAGGAAAACCCGCAAACAGCAGACUCAAACAUGGGAUUGGAUGAUCAUUGCGGGUCCUACUUCUUUCAGGGCUGCGCAACUCAGGACAGAAUCAUGCAAGCUCCAAAACUGACUCAUCUCUAAGAUAAAUCGCAUCUGCAUGCAUAUAUAAAAAAAAUAGUGUUUAUAAAUCAUUAGAAUAUUUGUUUUUUUUUUUUAUUAACGCAUGCGUCCAUCAGAUUUAUUUGCCCCAUCUUAAGUAGUUUAGCUGAAAUAUAAUUUGGAUGCAAUUUAAAAUAAGUCCCGUUAAGGAUUCAACUAGUCUAAAUGGUUUAUUUUACACUUAAAUGUCUCUUAAGGACCACCUAAACUUGUGCUUAACUGUAGGGCCCGCUUAGGAGGAUCAUUUUACGAGACCCUCAUAUUAUUAUAACCCUUAAGCAUUGUAGAAAAAGAAAAAAAAGCCACCCUAUCUAGCUCGUAAACGGGUCUUUGUUUCUUUUAUGGCUCAAAAUGGACCAAACAAGCUGUCAGCGUUUAAAAGGAAUCGUGAUGGAUCACUGGAUUCACUGCGCUGACGGUUUCAGGGACCCUCAUUCAGACAAGUCUGGCACACAUAAAAAUGGAGAUUCGGAUUCCAGAGCAGAGAAAGAAAACACCCCCCCGAAAUAAACAAAGAUGCAAAUAAAUUAAAUAGUAAAAUAGCAGUAAAAUAAAUAUAAUUUCUAAAAAUAAUGAAACAAACAAAAAC